CUAUGGAAGUAUGAAGCCCAAAACUCAAAUCUGUAAUCAAGCAAAGCAAAGCAUCACUCGUUUUCUUCUUCUCAGUUGUUGGUUUCUCUCUUCAUCCUUUAGCUCCAAUGGCGACAACUCCCAAAACCUUGAAGCUGAAGCCAAAACCCAGAUCCACAAUUUUGAUUCUCCUCAUCUUCUUAUCAGUCAUUGCAUUUCUUUGCAUGUUCUCCGCUCUUUUCUCAAUAAAUGGCUUCUCCUUCUCUUCUUCAUUCUCCCUCAGAAACUUAAAAAGACCCAGGAACAAGAGACAACACACUCUUCAUGAAAAGUACUUGUAUUGGGGUGGCAGAAUUGACUGCCCCGGUAAAGUCUGUGAACCUUGUGCUGGCCUUGGUCAUCAAGAAUCUAGCCUCAGGUGUGCCCUUGAAGAAGCCAUGUUUUUGAAAAGAACUUUAGUUAUGCCUUCUAGGAUCUGUAUCAAUCCGAUGCACAAUGCGAAAGGCAUUCUUCAUCAAUCUGACAAUAAAAGUUCAGAGGAAAGGCGGGCAGAUAACUCUUGUGCUAUUGAAUCUUUGUACGAUGUGGAUCUUAUAUCUGAAACUGUACCGGUGAUUCUAGACGAUUCGAAAAUGUGGUAUCGGGUACUAAUGACAAGUAUGAAGUUGGGAGCUAGAGGGGUUGCACAUGUGGAAGGCGUUAGUCGAGUUGAUCUCAGAAAUGAUACUCGCUACUCAAAUCUCUUGCUCAUCAAUCGAACUGCUAAUCCCCUGUCAUGGUUCAUGGAAUGCAAGGAUCGAAAAAACCGGAGUGCUAUACUGCUGCCACAUUCAUUUCUUCCAUCAAUGGCUGCAGAAAAAUUGAGGGAUGCGCUGAACAGAUAUGAUUUGCAAUAUAGUGGAGUAGAUGGCUUGUCAAAUUUGAAGUAG
Molecule: messenger RNA, 908 nt
Organism: Pistacia vera
Lineage: Eukaryota; Viridiplantae; Streptophyta; Magnoliopsida; Sapindales; Anacardiaceae
Exons: 5
Coding region: 108-908 (266 amino acids)
Cellular component (GO): Golgi apparatus
Source: RefSeq, a predicted model, not a curated record